Molecule: messenger RNA, 2272 nt
Organism: Anopheles darlingi
Lineage: Eukaryota; Metazoa; Arthropoda; Insecta; Diptera; Culicidae
Product: glia-derived nexin-like
Exons: 4
Coding region: 357-1865 (502 amino acids)
Molecular function (GO): serine-type endopeptidase inhibitor activity
Source: RefSeq, a predicted model, not a curated record
CACCGAGCAGAGCAGUUCUGUCUUGGCGUGCAUCGCAGCGACUCGACUCAGUGAAACACUAUCGCACGCUGUUGGUUACCACCACGAGCAUACACAAACCACUGCUGGCUAACACCGGUUGAUUAGCGCUCAGGGAAAUCCCUCUCCGACAGAAACCUGUUCGCCGCGGAGCAUCGUCAUCGAGUGUGACAAGGCGGUGGAGCAGCACUGGUACGUAGCCCGCUGGAAAGGUCAACAAAAAAAAAACCCAUCGCUCGCGCUAUCGUUCGAUACGGAAACUGAGCUGGUUGUAUCUUCUGUGUUUGGAUGUGCUUUGGAAGUUUUCGUCAUAAAUUGACCAUCGUUUAGUGAGCAUCAUGGAUCUUCAUUUAGCCUCUGGCAAUCGUAAUUGGUGGAGGAGUGGUUUAUUGUGCGCAACCACCGUGUAUAUUCUGCUACAAACUGGCAAUUGCAGCCCUCAGCAGCAAGGAAUCGGUUCGCUAGACGUCAAUGCGUUCUUUAAUCCCCCAAAUUCUCAAAACCCAUACUACCCACCGCAAAACGUUUACAUUAAUGGAGCGCACGAAGUAUUGAAAUCACGCGUAGAUGUGUCGGAAAAUAUACAUUUCCCGGCGCAGGAGACCAAUCAGCCUCAACAUCAGCCAGAUCCACUGCCUUCGCGAAACCAACCACUAUCGGCUACUGCGCAGCGGGGGCAGCUUCAGGCAUUCCGACAACAAACAGACCGACCAAAUGGGCCGGGCGGUUCUGGAGCGCUGAAAUUCGCUUGGAGUAUGUUGAAGGCGGUCCUACUGCCGCAAAGCGGAAACAGCGUCAUUUGUCCAAUCUUGCCUCAGACCUUGCUAGCUAGUCUGAAUGACGUGGCUAGCCCGCAAGCUAGGAGGGAGCUUCAGUCGGCGCUCUUCGCCUCGCCAGAUGAACUGAAACCAUUGAUUCAAACGCAGUUGAAAGCAGUUAACCGCUCCUCAGAGAAUCUGUUGGACUACGCCAUGACCUACAUCACUGGCAAAGACUUGACCAUAAAUAGAGAAGUACGCGAAAAAGCGAUGCAAGAUGGUGUGGAAUUCCAGAAUGUGGACUUCCGCAAUGCGCAGGCUGCUGCCGCUACUGCCAAUCAGUGGGUGUCGACGAAAACCCGUGGUGUCAUCCGAGAAAUUCUCUCACCUGUAUCGUUGGACGGCUCCACUCGCCUUGUGAUGGCCAGCGUUAUCUAUUUCAAAGGAAAGUGGAAGUAUCAGUUUACCCAGACCAAAAACGAACCAUUCUUUGCACGUCCCAACCAGUCUCCUGUGCAAGUGCCAAUGAUGUAUCAGUUUAACAAAUUCCGGACUGGCGAGAUCGCUCUGCCGGGCAAUGACGGUAUAAGGUGGCUGGAGCUACCUUACGAAGGGACUAAUGGGUUGUCGAUGGUCGUGAUGCUUCCGCAAGCACCGUACCAGUUGGAACGAUCCAUUAACCAGAUGGGAGAAGCACAUCUGAAUGAAAUCAUGGAAGACAUAAACGUGCCUCGAGCAGUCACCAAGGUUCAUCUACGAUUGCCGCGUUUUGAGGUGUACAGUAGCGUUACCUUGGUUCCUACCCUCAAGAACCUGGGUCUUAGAGAGAUCUUCCUGAACAACCAGGCUCUGCGAGGGCUGUCCAAUGAGCCGCUGGUAGUGGAUGAUGUCACACAACGUACAUUCAUUUCGGUUGACGAAGAGGGUACUACCGCGACAUCAGCCGCCUCACUGUCCUUUGUAGCUCUCAGUGCAGCACCACCACCAGUGACAAUUAACUUUACUGUCGACCAACCAUUUGUCGUGAUGAUUGUAGAUAAAAUCAACAGGUAUCCUAUGUUUGUGGCCAAGGUUGAAUUACCGGCCUGAAGUACUGGAAACCGGUGCGGUAGAGCCAGAUUUGAUGGUGUAUAAUGUCGGUAUAACACGAAGGCGUAGAAAAUCUCUGUAAGCGAUACUAAGAAUCUAAAGUGGCAUAUCUGUGCUGGAUUGUUCCGCUUUUGCGAAGCAUAAAGUUAAAAAUUCUAAAGAAUCUUAAAAAUAAAUCGUGACAAAAUGAACUGAUAUAUUGAGCUAUUGUAAGCUGUUCUUUGGUGAUCGAGGUAAGACUACACAGCCGUCAUUGUUGGUUUUGUCUGUUGUAAGAUGUUCUCCUGUAAGUAGGCAAUCAUUCGAUUCGUGCUAAACCCGCAUGAAAAGAACUAAACUCAUUUCUAAAUUAUGUGUAUGUUUGCAAAACUGUAAAAAUGAAAUCACUGCCACUGACCGAUGUAACG